Molecule: messenger RNA, 2856 nt
Organism: Echinops telfairi (small Madagascar hedgehog)
Lineage: Eukaryota; Metazoa; Chordata; Mammalia; Afrosoricida; Tenrecidae
Gene: SLC16A14
Product: solute carrier family 16 member 14
Exons: 4
Coding region: 9-1544 (511 amino acids)
Biological process (GO): monocarboxylic acid transport; transmembrane transport
Molecular function (GO): monocarboxylic acid transmembrane transporter activity
Source: RefSeq, a predicted model, not a curated record
UUUAGAAAAUGUACACAAGCCAUGAAGACAUUGGGCAUGACUUUGAGGACGACGCCAAAGACAAGAAGAGACGGAAGCCCCACCCCGACAUCGAUGGCGGAUGGGCCUGGGUGAUUGUCCUGUCGUCUUUCUUUGUGCACGUCCUCAUCAUGGGCUCCCAGAUGGCCCUGGGAGUCCUCAACUUGGAGUGGCUUGAAGAAUUCCACCAGAGCCGUGGCCUCACCGCCUGGGUCAGCUCCCUCAGCAUGGGCAUCACCUUGAUCGUGGGGCCUUUCAUUGGCUUGUUCAUCAACACCUGUGGGUGCCGCUGGACGGCGAUCAUCGGCGGAGUGGUGAACGCCCUGGGCUGGGUGCUGAGCGCCUACGCUGCCAACGUGCACUACCUCUUCUUUACGUUCGGCGUGGCAGCUGGCUUCGGGAGCGGCAUGGCCUACCUGCCCGCCGUGGUCAUGGUCAGCAGGUAUUUCCAGAAGCGCCGCGCGCUGGCGCAGGGCCUCAGCACCACGGGGACGGGGUUUGGCACCUUCCUGAUGACGGUGCUGCUCAAGUACCUCUGCGCCGAGUAUGGGUGGCGCAACGCCAUGUUCAUUCAAGGCGCCCUGUCCUUGAACCUGUGUGUGUGCGGGGCGCUCCUGAGGCCCCUGGCAGCCGGCCCCGCUAGAGGAGAGCCCGCAGGCAAGGGGGCGCCGGCCCCCCAGGCUCGCUCCCCCGAGGAGUCGGUGCGGGCAGCCGGGCAGCCGGCCAGGGCCGAGGAGCUGGACGGCGCGCCCGCCAGCAAGGCAGCCCUGGGUGACGGGCAAGCCCUGGAGAGCGAAGGCCAGGCCCGGCCCCGGAGGGACAUGCGCGCCCUCCGCGUCCUCAAGACCUUGAGUCAGCUCACUCUGCGGGUCCGGGAGGGCUGCGGAGACUGGUAUGCGGGCUACUUUGGGACGGCCUCGCUGUUCACCAACCGAAUGUUCCUCGCCUUCGUCUUCUGGGCCUUGUUUGCCUACAGCAGCUUCGUCAUCCCGUUCAUCCACCUCCCCGAGAUCGUGCGCCUGUACCACUUAUCGGAGCAGAACGACGCCUUCCCGCUGACCUCCAUCAUAGCCAUCAUGCACAUCCUCGGGAAGGUGAUUCUGGGCAUCGUCGCCGACCUCCCGUGCAUCCGCGUCUGGAACGUCUUCCUGGUGGCCAACUUCUCCCUGGUCACCAGCAUCCUCGUCCUGCCGCUGAUGCACACCUAUGCUGGCCUGGCUGCCGUCUGCGCUCUGAUCGGGUUCUCCAGCGGCUAUUUCUCCCUGAUGCCCGUGGUGACCGAGGACCUGGUCGGCAUCGAGCACCUGGCCAACGCCUACGGCAUCAUCAUCUGUGCCAACGGCAUCUCCGCGCUGCUGGGCCCACCUUUUGCAGGGUGGAUCUACGACAUCACACAAAAAUACGAUUUUUCCUUCUAUAUAUCUGGUUUGCUUUACAUGGUAGGAAUACUCUUUUUACUCGUCCAGUUGUGUCUUCGGCUUAUGGCACAGUCCAGAAAAAAACAGGUGGCGGGUGCCCAUGUAUAGUGCCCUGUGGUGUUUCAGGCACGACUGCUUUGAGAUGCUCAUGCCUACCUCUCGUGGUCCUGCAAGGAGCCUGUGACGAACUGAACCGCGGGCAAGGACUUUGUGCAAGUUCAGAAGUUCAUUGUUCUAGGGAGCUGCUGACUCACGGGUGUAACGCAAAGUCGGGCUUUAAGUUCGAAGGCCAAGUUAUUUCGUAUAAUUACAAAACUGCUGUUUAUAUUUUUCUGAGAGACUUCAGCAGCGAGGGGAUGCCAUUUACACCCCUUCCCUCCGGAAAGGCCUGCCAUCCAUCGUCAUUCAGUAUUGUCCAGUUAGAACCAGAAUCCUGACACCACACACCUUCCCCAAUAAGUAGCAUCACCAAGCCGGCCCAUGAAAGCUGAUUUAUGCACAUGGCCAUUGAACCGAGGGCUAUUGGGUCAAGCACUUUCAUUCCUUAUCAUCGGUCUCUGUCGUAGGAUAGACAUAUGCUCUUGGAGCCUCUGAGCUAUUUGCUUGCUUGCUUGCUUCAUUCUUGCCUAUUUCUUCUUUCCUUUCUCCCUCUUUCUACUUUCUCUUUCUCCUACCUGAUCGGUUGAUGGAGAACCAACUGCUGGUUGGCACAUGGCACUGGUGCCUGCCAUCUGGAAAGCAUAUCGCCAGUCCUGACUGCAUUAUGGAGGGGGGUGGGGGGGUGGAAGCCCCACCAUAUGCACAGCCACGCUGAAGUCAUGGUUACAACGCACUCCUUUCCAGCUUCAAAAAGUGUGUGGACGUUUUCCAUCGUCUUUCCGGUCUGUUUCCCCCACAGACUUCCUGAAGCCCUUUGCGCAGACUUCAUUUAUAGGGGCAUGUGCCCAGUUUUCAAAAGCUCUUCUCUUGAUUGAGUUCAGACAGAAGAUCCACGCCAUGUAGUGCGUGGCGCGCCAACAAACACACGUCCUUCACCUGAGAUGUUUAUUUUUCUAAGCAACCUCCCCAACACACACCCACCCACUGCCACCCCUACCCCUGCCCACAGAUUGCAGAUUAUUCUUCCGGGAGUCACUCGGCAAUUUCUGGCUGCCUGACUUGUUGACAUGGAUCAUAGAGCCUUUUCUAUUCCUGUUCCUCCUUUUUCUCAACAAACACACACACACACAUACCCUCGAAUCAGCAUGGCUGGUUUCUUGGGCCAAAUGUAUCUGAGGUGAACAUGAACCUAGGUCCCUACAUGAUCCUAGGAGCCGGGGUCCCAGAAUGAUGCCCCAGGUGAGGUUGGAGCAAGCAGUUUCCUGUUUGACUUCACCAAGAGCUUCCAGGCUGCUGACGAGAUUAUGACACUCAUAAAUAA